AUGCGAUGGCACUCGACUGCGACUUGGCACGGGCCGCUAGCGAUAUCCGACCAGCUCGUCCAGCAGAAAUCGACGUUCCAGGCAUAUGCGACCAGAUACCAGGCCGAAGCAGAUGCCCCCGCCACCUUCUCGCGGCUCAUGAAAAUCACAGCGAUGCCACAACUUCUCGCCCACAUCCAGGAGGUCGACCCACGUACUCGUCGCGCGUCGCACGCCAUGUAUGCGUGGAGACUGCGCUCAUCAUCCCUCAUAUCCAGCAGCCUUGUCUUAGGGUCGUCUAACGGCGGCGAGGCGGGCGCAGGAGAGCGUCUUGAGCGUCUGCUUGAGCUCAGCAAUUGCGAAGACGUGGUCCUCGUGGUAUUCCGGUGGUACGGCGGCGUCAAGCUUGGCUCCGAUCGUUGGCGGUGUAUCUCCACUGUAGCCAAGGAGGCUCUCAAGCGCGGAGGUUUUCUCUCUGGGAGCCGGGAAGCUAGCGACAGAGCUAGAAGUCGCAAUGGCAGUCGGAAGCGAGGGAAAUAA
Messenger RNA from Dichomitus squalens LYAD-421 SS1, 519 nucleotides. Its product is annotated as ribosomal protein S5 domain 2-like protein. Bases 1 to 519 code for a protein of 172 amino acids. Gene Ontology annotation, biological process: regulation of translational initiation. The record is from RefSeq and is a predicted model, not a curated record. The transcript has a single exon. Lineage: Eukaryota; Fungi; Basidiomycota; Agaricomycetes; Polyporales; Polyporaceae. Gene Ontology annotation, cellular component: cytoplasm.